AUGCCGAGAGAUAUUAUUAGAACAUAUUGUGGUGAUUCACCAAUAUUUAAACCGACUACUACCACUACACAAACAACAAUUUCUCCAAAACAAUCAACCGUUUUUAAAACAACACCGACAACAAAUGGUGAUAGUAUUGUACCAAAUAUUGUUCCUCCAUAUUCAAAUAUGGUCUUAUAUGAUUUACAUCGUGCACAACAAUUUUAUGAUUAUGCUGCACGUUUAAAAUUUUCUGUACCACCUCAUACAAUCAAUAAUUUUUCAAAUUCACAAGCUGAUUUUACACAGGCACUAUUAGCAUUAAAUCGAAAUGAUCCACGUUUAAGAUUUGUACGUGAAGAACCAAAACCAUCAUAUUCAUAUAUUGGUCUAAUUGCCAUGGCCAUAUUAUCGUCACCAGACAAGAAACUUGUACUUAGUGAUAUUUAUCAGUGGAUAUUGGACAAUUAUUCAUAUUUUCGACAAAGAGGUCCUGUUUUUAUGUAUGUAUUAAAAGAAUUUUUAUUUUAUUUGAGUGAUUGUUUUGUCAAAGCUGGUAGAAGUGCCAAUGGUAAAGGUCAUUAUUGGGCUAUUCAUCCGGCAAAUGCAGAAGAUUUUUCCAAUGGAGAUUUUCGCCGUCGUCGAGCACAACGUCGUGUAAGAAAAAGCAUGGGACUAGCCAUACAAGAUGAAGAAGACGAAGAAGAAGAUAUUUUACAGACAAAUGAGACAGAAAGUGUUUAUAAUGCACAUGAACAUUCGCCAACCAAACUCGAUGCUGAUGAUUUGUGUUCAUCACAUCUAAAAGAUCAUUCACCGUCAUCUACGACAUCCACCGUUCUUAAUCGUUAUUUUAAUGAUAUGCGUCGAUCUGAUAUUAAUAAUCAUACACAAGUAUUUUUUACACCACCAUCUGCAUUAGAUAAUCGUUCACUCAUUAAUUCUCGUGUUUCUCCAUUUUUAUCAUCGGCUCCUGGAUCAACUUCCGUCUCUUACUACUUAAAUAUGUUAUCACCAAUAAUACGCCAUAAUCCAUCAGUGACUAUGUCUUCGACGUUAACCUCCUCACCACCAAUAGCAGUUCCUAAAAAUACUCGUAAACGUUGUUUUGAUAUUGAUAAUUUACUUGCACCUGAUCCAAAACGUCUCAAAUUAUUAACAGAACAAACAGAACGAUUAACUAAAGUAAACAAAGAAGAUGAAAACGAUGAUAACUAUAUUAAAAAUAACAGUGAUGAACACGCUGAACAUUCUUACGUUCAAAAUUUAAAAGAAACAAGUCCUAAUAAGCAACAUGUAAAUAAUGAUCGAAAUUCUCCCAUUAUGAGUCCAUAUUCAAUCAAUUCAAAAUCGGACCGAUCACACUCGACAGAUGAUAGUAAUCUGGAACCAGGAAAUACGGACAUAAUCGCGACCGCUUCCCAUAAUCUGACAUCAUUAUCCUCACGAUACAUUGAUUUUGUUGAAUUUUCUUGUAAAUCAUAA
Didymodactylos carnosus is the source of this 1464-nucleotide messenger RNA. The record is from the annotation of a GenBank genome assembly. Lineage: Eukaryota; Metazoa; Rotifera; Eurotatoria; Philodinida; Philodinidae.